Molecule: messenger RNA, 2292 nt
Organism: Alosa sapidissima (American shad)
Lineage: Eukaryota; Metazoa; Chordata; Actinopteri; Clupeiformes; Clupeidae
Gene: ccnl1a
Product: cyclin L1a
Exons: 11
Coding region: 66-1673 (535 amino acids)
Biological process (GO): regulation of transcription by RNA polymerase II
Cellular component (GO): nucleus
Molecular function (GO): cyclin-dependent protein serine/threonine kinase regulator activity
Source: RefSeq, a predicted model, not a curated record
GUGUUCGCUUCCUGCUUCUGCCACAAGCGACUUGUGUUUGAUGGCCAGCGAACGUCGGACCGAAGAUGGCUACUGGUCCCCCGUCUUCAGUGACCACUACAUCUAACGUUAACGUUACCGUUACUAAUAAUGAUGGGAUACUUAUUGGCGAUAAAGUCUACUCCGAAGUUUGCCUUACUAUCGAUAAUUCUCUCAUACCAGAGGAGAGGCUCUCUCCCACACCCUCAAUGCUGGAUGGCCUGGACUUGCAUACUGAGACAGAUCUGCGGAUUUUGGGCUGUGAAGUCUUACAAUCCGCUGGCAUCCUUUUACGAUUGCCACAGGUGGCCAUGGCAACCGGACAAGUCCUUUUUCAUAGAUUUUUCUACUCCAAGUCAUUCGUCAAACACAGUUUCGAGAUCGUUGCCAUGGCCUGUAUCAAUUUGGCCUCAAAAAUUGAAGAAGCCCCCAGACGCGUAAGAGACGUGAUCAAUGUCUUUCAUCAUCUAAGACAGAUAAGGGGCAAAAGAAGCGCAAGCCCAUUGGUUCUUGAUCAGAACUACAUUAACACCAAAAACCAAGUCAUUAAAGCCGAGCGGCGGAUCCUAAAGGAGCUGGGCUUCUGUGUGCACGUCAAGCAUCCACACAAGAUUAUCGUCAUGUACCUCCAAGUCCUUGAAUGUGAGAAGAACCGAACGCUGGUCCAGACUGCCUGGAACUACAUGAAUGAUUCUUUGCGGACAAAUGUGUUUGUGAGGUUUCAAGCCGAGACCAUCGCCUGUGCCUGUAUUUACCUCGCUGCCAGAGCCCUGCAGAUUGCUCUGCCGUCUAGACCACACUGGUACCUGCUCUUUGGAGCUACAGAAGAGGAGAUUAAAGAGAUUUGUAUCACCACACUGAAGCUGUACACAAGGAAGAAGCCAAACUAUGAUCUGCUGGACAAGGAGGUGGAGAAGAGGAAGGUGGCGCUACAGGAGGCCAAGCUGAAGGCCAAAGGCCUGAACCCUGACGGCACCCCAGCCCUCUCCACCCUGGGCGGCUUCUCUCCAGGCUCUAAGCCAGGAUCCCCCAGGGAGGUGAAGGCCGAGGAGAAGUCCCCGAACGGCCAGACGCUGAAGCCUGUGAAGAAGGAGGCAGAGGAGCGGGCACAGAGCUCCAAGAGCCCACACAACGGUCUCAGGAAAGAAGGCAAGCCGAGCCACAACAGCAGGAGUGGCAGCCACUCACGGUCCAGGACAAGGUCACGUUCCAGAUCACGUUCUCCCAGAAGACAUUAUAACAACAGACGCAGCCGCUCAGGGACCUUCAGCUCGCGCUCACGGAGCCGCUCCCACAGCCGCAGCCCGUCUCCACGGCGACAUCAGAACCACGGCAUCCCGCUGUCGCCCCUGCUGCCGCACCUGAAGGCCAAGCAGCGCGAGAGCGGCGAGUCCAAGUCGGCCGGCCGCCACACGCACAAGAGGAAGCGCUCGCGCAGCCGGUCCAACAGCAAGCCCCGCGAGCGGGAGCGGGAGCGGGAGCGCCUCUCCUCCUCGGACCCCAAGAAGCACAAGCACGAGCGCAGCAGCGGGGGCGGCAGCCACCACCGGGAGCGACGGGAGCGAUCGCGCUCCUACGAGCGCUCGCACAAGAGCAAACACCAUCACAGCGGCAGCAGCAGCAGCCACUCGGGCCACAGCCGCCACAGACGAUGAGCAAGGGGGGGAGGGCGACCCGACACCCUGUCAAACCCCUCCCGUUUCUCUACCCCUCCCCUGACCUCCCUCAGUCUCUUCUUUCUGUCCUCUUUUCCUCUUUUCUGUUCUGUCUAUCUGUCUUUCACAAGCCCUGUUCAGUUUCAUGUAGUGCUGUGGACUGGGAGGAAAAAAAUCAUACAGUUGUAUAGUUGGUCAAAUGCCAAUGUAUUAUGGUGAGAGCUUUGAUUUUUAAAAAGCAGAAUGUUUGUUUUUGUUAGGGAGGGGAAGGGAAGAGAAGUUCACCAUUGAAGAAAUAUUCAGGAAAGACAUCAAGACUUUGCACAGUUCAAAAGAGGAAUACCAGGUCCACUCAACCUUUUUUGUUUGUUUAUUUUUUUUUUUUGGACUGACGUGUGUAUAUUUAUAAUACAUACAUAUAUACAGUUGUACAAAUGCAAAAAUGGUAUUUCUCUAGAAAUAGACUUUUUUUUUCUGAACAUCUGGAUGCAGACUUUUAAUAUAAUUUGAGUUUUUUGUGUUUUGGAUCGUGGUUUAAAAAAAAUACAAAAAAACACUGGUUUUUAGUCUGCAUGUGUUUGUCUGAUUUUUACUUAAUAAAAAUGUGAUCUAAUUCUCA